AUGCCACCCAAGAAAGACUGGUCGAUCUACACAGUCGACAUCCUCAAGGUCGAAUGUGGAAAGAGAUCUCUCGUUAGAUCUGGCACGAAAGCAGAUCUCAUCUCCCGGCUUGAAACUUGUGAAAGUCAGAAUGCAACGCCACUCCAAUCUUCUGGGCCGCCAGCAAAUGCACCAGCUGGUCCAGCACUCGAGCCAUCUAGUCUUAGUGUCAGUAAUCCCAGCGAACGAGAACUCGAAAAGCUAUGUCAAGAAAAUUGGACCCCUUAUACUUCCGAUCCACAAGGCCAUCAGCGUCGCGAGACGAUCUUUGCAGAACAAAGAGCCAAACACACAGAAGCUGUCAAGAAAAAAGACGCCGCGAUCGCUCGAGCGCGUGCGAAAUGUGAGAAGGCGCUUGAAGAAUGCCGAGCCGAGAGAGAUGAGAGGGUUAAAGAGUUGCAGAGUGAAGUGGAGAAGAGAAAGUCUUGGAUGUGGGCUUUUGGGAGACUUAAGGAGCUGCGUGCUAAGAAAGGGAUGACGACUUCAGCGAGCGAUUAUAGACCAGAUCGGGUUCAGGAGGGUGGUUCAUCGGUUAGAGAGAAAGAAUCUGGAUGUGGAAGUGAUCAAGUGGCGGCAGCUUCGAAACAUGCGAGGGCGGUAGCCAAAGAGAAAUUUUCUAUUCCAGAUGAACCUGAUCGGCGCAUUAGAAUCUCACCAAGCCCAACUCCGUCUAAAUCCGUCUCGAUCUCAGAAGGCCUUGGAAAGUCUCAGGGCCUGAUGAAUGGCUCUACAUCUGCAACGAUGCAUCGCACUCAGCCAGCUUCAUUGAGAAACCCGGUAUCUGCAUCUCUCUGUCGCAAGCCAGCUCCUUCGUUGAAUAGUACAGCGUCUCUCACGAGUAAUCAAACACAAGUUACCCCCUUGAAAUCUGAUGGCCAGCCGACUACAGAAGCGAAGGCCAGCGCUAAACGAUCUGCCUCUGACGCCUUCCCAGAACACGAACAGAGAGGGGCACGUUCAGGUUUUAAUUUCAUCGGAUUUAGGCAUGCUGCUCACCAUACUUGUCAGCCUAAUAGACUUGCUUCUGCACUAGAUGGUUUACCGCUGAGUAUUGUAGCUGCUGCCAAACCUCAAGUUGAGGCCCCUGUCAAAGUGGAAUUACCAUCUUUGGACUCUGAAGAGCGGGCUAUUGUUAUUGAGUGA
Glarea lozoyensis ATCC 20868 is the source of this 1182-nucleotide messenger RNA. RefSeq lists its product as uncharacterized. The record is from RefSeq and is a predicted model, not a curated record. Bases 1 to 1182 code for a protein of 393 amino acids. NCBI's taxonomy places the organism in Eukaryota, Fungi, Ascomycota, Leotiomycetes, Helotiales, Helotiaceae. The transcript has 2 exons.